Molecule: messenger RNA, 661 nt
Organism: Drosophila sechellia
Lineage: Eukaryota; Metazoa; Arthropoda; Insecta; Diptera; Drosophilidae
Product: cuticle protein 10.6
Exons: 2
Coding region: 38-460 (140 amino acids)
Source: RefSeq, a predicted model, not a curated record
GUUCUUGCCACGAGUUCAACUUGCAACCAAAACCAAAAUGUUCAAAUACUUCGUUUUUGCCGCUUUCUGCCUGGCCAGCGCUGCUGCUGCUCCUGGCUAUUUGGGAGGAUUAGCUGCUCCGGCCUUGCCGCUGGCUGCAGCUGCUCCGGCCAUCUCCUAUGGACACGCCUUGGCUGCUCCCUCGAUUGCUUCAUACGGUCUGGCCCCCAGGCUUAGCUAUGCCGCCCCGGCCUUGGCGCACGCUCCUCUGGCUGCUCCGGCCCUUUCCGCCUACGGAUUGGGUUAUGGUCACGGUCCCAUUGGCCUGGCUCAUGCUCCUUUGGGACUGGCUCACGCCCCUCUGGCCGCUCCCUUGGGAUUGGGCUACAAGUCGGCCUAUCCUGCUCUGGGUGCUCCUCUGGGACUGGGCUACAAGACAGCUCUGGCUGCUCCUGCCUAUGGACUCGCUCAUGGAUGGUAAACGAGGUCCAUCCCACCCAGCAUCGUUUUCCGCAUGCAUUUCGUUUUGUUUGGAUCGGUCAGAAAUGAGAUGUAAAUACACAGAGAAAAUAGAGAGAGAAAGCAUUGAAGGUUUUGUGAAGUGAAAUCAAAUUGUUAAAAAACAGAUUGUGAAGAGUGGGUUUGAUGUUGAAAUAUAUUUCGAUUGAUUUUAAAAACUAUA